AUGGUUUCGAAAUCUCAAAGUAAGGAUUCUCAGGCAUCAAAAGGUCAAGGCAAGGACAUUGCAAUUUCAAAGGCACAAUCUCUUCCAAGCAAUCCCCCAAAGAAGAUGAGAUUUACUUCAUCUUCCGAGAAAGACCCAAGCUAUAAUAACCCGGUGAUACCAUCGCGUAGAGCUCGACGAUACGAGUUCGUGGACACGCGGCACUCCCAAUUCCGAGUUGUAACGAAGGAGGAAAGGUCAAGAAACGUAAAGGACUUAAAAGGGCAAGUUAGUCUUUUGUGCCCAGCAUUAGCCAGGUGUCGUACACUCACAGGGUUCGGCUCGGAUUCCAAAGUGGAAUUUGGGUUGGGUCCUAUCACAAGCUCUGCAACAUUCGAUGAAGUGACAAAAUCUACUUGCGGUAUCAACACAAUGAGCCGUGUUGUGAAGAAGAAAAUCCAGAAGAUUAAGCCUGUGGUUGAGUACAAUAAAAGUGGCAGACCACAUGGCAAGGCUGCUAUUGAGAUGCAGAGUUACAUUGGUGUUUUGGCAUGCACCAGAGUCUCUCUUGUGGACAAGAAAUGGACUCAAUUGCCCAAGGACCUGAAGGAGCAGAUUUGGGAAACUGUUCAAAUGGCUUAUGUUGUUGGGGAAGUGGGCAAGAAGAUGGUGCUGUCGUCUACCGCCAAAAAAUGGAAGGAUUUUAAGUCUACCUUAACUAGGCAGUUUAUCCUUCCAUUCGCAAAUGAGAAGGAGAAGUUAAAAGAGUGCCCUCAGCUUUAUAACUUCAUAGAAAAAUCUGAAUGGGAUGCCUUUGUAGCUUCAAGGUUAUGCCCAGAUUUUGAGGCUGUGCAUUCUGAGCAGUCACAGAGAAGGGAGAAAUGCGAGUACAACCAUAGGUUGUCUCGAAAAGGGUAUGUUGGUUUGGAGGAUCAAUUGGAAGAAACCAUACUUGGUGAAGAAAUCGAUCGAUCUCUACUAUGGAAGAAGGCAAGAGAAGAUAAACAGGGAAACAUCUCUGAUCCAAAGGUUGCAGAGAAGGCAAAAUUAAUCGAAAGUGUUAUGGCAGCAGUGAAAGAGGAAACCAAAAGGAUGGAGGCCAGGGCAAAGGAAAGUGUUAUGGAGGCAGUCAGAGCAGAGAGGGAAAUUAUGUCAAAACAAUUCAGUCAACUAAUUCCCAAUUUUGAUCCCAACUUGCUCAGUAAAAUUCCAACUACACCAACUACACCAAUUACUCAAAUUCCUCCAAUUCCUCCAGAGCAAAGCCCAAAAAAUCCAAUGUCUGACAAAGCAAGCUGCUCUAAUGUGAGAGUCCUUGAAUUGGAUGAAGACAAUCCCACGAAUGAUGCUGAUGCUGCUGCAAACCGUCAAGAUCAAACGGAUUUCUCAAAGCUUGACAUGCCAGCUCCUCUGUUAGCCCUAUGCCAAUAUGUCGAGACCAAGUUGAAGCCUACUAACGAGACCAUUAGAGUUCACAUGCCUGAGGAAAUGUUUGGCACUGAUCAUGAAACCUGGCUCUUGGGUGAAGACAUUUUACAGUUUGCUUCCAUGGUUGAGAUUGGAGCCACAGUGAUUGCAAUAUACAUGAGGUACCUAUUUGACUAUUUAAAAAUGGCAAAUAUGGUAAACCUUGUUGGCCUCGUGGACCCUGGACAAGUUAGCUCUCAAUCUGGAACGUUAUCUCACCUCUCAAAACAUCUCUCAGAAAGCCUGAAAAAGGCAGAUGGGGAUCAAUUUUACUUGGUGCCUUAUAAUCCAGGUUCAAUCAAAAUGUAUAACUCUCAGACAGGGAAACAAUCAUCACGUAAAUCACCCAUAUGGAAAAAUCUACAAGGCACUCCUAGACAACCAACAAAUGUAGAGUGUGGCUAUUACGUGAUGCGUUUCAUGAGAGAUAUAAUUAAUGAUCCAGGCCUAGCCUUUGAGAAGAAGUUUGACAAGAAAAAGGAACCAGUUGUGUAUACUCAAGAACAUAUUGACGAAGUCAAGCUGGAAUAG
This is a messenger RNA of Prunus armeniaca (apricot), 1977 nucleotides long. NCBI's taxonomy places the organism in Eukaryota, Viridiplantae, Streptophyta, Magnoliopsida, Rosales, Rosaceae. The record is from the annotation of a GenBank genome assembly.